Messenger RNA from Funneliformis geosporum, 336 nucleotides. NCBI's taxonomy places the organism in Eukaryota, Fungi, Glomeromycota, Glomeromycetes, Glomerales, Glomeraceae. The record is from the annotation of a GenBank genome assembly.
AUGCAUUAUUUGUUGAGUUCAGAUCCCCCACUAGUUGCCCAAAAACGCUACCAAACUGAUAUUAGUAAAUGGAGUAUUUUGCACCGAAGCGUAUUUGAACCAGGUAUUGGCGCAGAAAAAGGCCUUCCAUCAACACCAUUCAUUCAUAUCAAGAUACUUAAAGGUUCAAACAGAACGACUGCUUCCCCAGAAUUGCUUUCACCAAAAACAUUACCAGUGAUGUGCGGAAGUACAUUUACAGUUUUAUCAGUUGGAGACAAUGAUGUCCUAAAUUUGAAUAAGCGAACGCUUCCUUCAAAACAUCAUCGUCUUGGUCUAGGUCAAAACGAUAGGUAA